Molecule: messenger RNA, 2136 nt
Organism: Hordeum vulgare subsp. vulgare (domesticated barley)
Lineage: Eukaryota; Viridiplantae; Streptophyta; Magnoliopsida; Poales; Poaceae
Exons: 13
Coding region: 18-1868 (616 amino acids)
Source: RefSeq, a predicted model, not a curated record
CUUCAGUCCUGGAGAAGAUGCUGAAAAUUAAGAGGGGUGGUGUUGAUCUCACAAAAAGCUCGCAUGGGAACAGAAAAGCUAAGAGGGCGGCGACUAUCUCAGAAGAGCCUCUCAUAAGAUCAGGAGGCACAAUCCAGAUCUCAGGUGACUUGCAUAGGCACUUGAAUCAGGAUGUCUGGACUGAGCUCAGUGUUGAAGUUAAAUCAAAUAUGUCGAAAAGUGUUGCCUCACUUGCUGUGUGCAGUGGGGACACACUGUUAUUUGCAUGCUCAGGCAUAGCUAUAGAGCGUGAAGGAUAUGUUACAAAGUUUGUGACCUCACCAAAAUUGGCUCUAGUUUACAACACUGCAAGAUCCAAAAAGAAGCAUGACACAGUAAAGAUUGAGGUGCGCCAUGUGGGCAGUGAAAUUUACCAGGGUUUCUUAGACACCGAUGAUGUAGAUGACCACUUUUCUGUUGUCAAGGUCAAGGCCUUCCUUGAUGUUAAUGUUGGACUUAUUGAGCAUGCUGAGGGGUUUCUGCCUUAUGGUAAGGUGGUAGUUCUAGGGCGUGGCACCUCUGGUGAACUAAUGGCAAAAAGUGUGAUACUGGCUGGUGACGUAAGUUGUUCUGAAUAUAAUGAAGAUACUGUGUUGUCUGUGGCUAAAAUAACGAAGGAUUGGGAAGGUGGGCCACUUUUUUCUUUUGAUGGAAACUUUGUCGGCAUGAACCUUUUUCUGGUUAAGGACAGAGCUUUUUUUCUACCAUGGGGUGUAAUGCUCAAGCAGGUGUAUAACUUUGAGAUUCCCCUAGAGAACAGGCUUGGAGAAGGACCCACACAUGAGAUGUUCAACCGCUAUCAGGACGUUUAUAGAGUUGGUCUCAAGCAUAGUGUGUUUGGGGAUCUUGACAAGAUGGGUUACCCCAAGCUACCAGUAACUAUGCUGGACGAUGGCUUGGUUUUGGUGAAUACUUUUGAAGACACCUUUGGCGACUUAUGGGGUGAAGGUGUCUGGAGGGAACUUGGGAAAAAUGCUUCUGACAUAAAUCGCAUUGUUGUUGCACUUGCUUCCUUCAAUGGUAAAAAAAUGGUUUCCGCAUGCACCGGUUUUUUUAUUCGAUGGAACGGUUCAACAGUCAUUCUGACAUCAGCGAGCCUGGUUAGAGAUAUUGGUGAUCAAAACAAGAUUGUUGAAAACUCGAGGAUUGAAGUAUUGCUUCCAAACAAACAUGUCCGAAAAGGGAACUUAGAGCAUUACAGUCUACAUUACAAUGUCGCCCUAGUCAGUGUCAAGGAUUGCCGUGUUGUCCGACCAGCAAAGAUUCAGGUUGAUUGUGUUGGUAUUUCCCAAGUAGCAGCUGCAGGGCGUUGCUUCAGAACAGGCACGAUAAUGGCUACAAGUGGGCGUCUGGUUUCCUGGUCGGGCAGGCUUGAUUGCAAGUUCAUUUUACGCUCCACAUGUAAAAUCAGUAAGGCUGGGAUUGGAGGACCCCUUUUUAAUAUGCGUGGAGAGGUUAUUGGCAUGAACUUCUACUCAGAGAAAAUAGGCACCCCUUUCCUGCUAUGGAAUGAGAUUGGCAACAUCCUGGCGUAUUUCAAGGAAAAGAGUGAUGCAGGUGAGGUUGCUAAGGACAGUGAUUCCUCUUUCUGGAAAAUGGAUGGGGAUGGCAGAGAUCAGUUAAACAGGUGGCCUGUGCCGAUGCCAUGUUGGCGCGAUCCUGACGAUCCAUCUUGGACCUAUCCUAAUGAUUGGGAUAACAAUGCACCCAGGGAUGAGCCAGACAUUGAAAUCCCACCUGGGGAGGAGUUCAGAUAUGGAUACAUAAAUGGAAAGAGAUAUGGUAACCUUGUACUCGAGUGCUGGGUUCCUGUGACCAAGAGGUGGUGAUAUCUCUCACUGUAUUCAAUGCAGCUGUUUGGGUUGGGGAACACUAUAGAACGAAGUGACCUUUUUAUGCGCCUGUGUUGUGCACUGUUUAGAAGCUGCUGCAACAAUCUCUUGUUCUUGGUUGUCGUAAUAUUAGUCUGUUCUUAGUGAGUUCUUGGGUGUGUACCUACCUAACGGUCCAUGUGUUGCCUAGGGCAACAAAAUUUGUAUAAAAGAAAAGACCUUUCAGGAUGAUGACCGUGGUUCAACACAAAUAUGUCCUUUCAUA